This is a messenger RNA of Ahaetulla prasina, 6177 nucleotides long. Its product is annotated as vitellogenin-2-like. Gene Ontology annotation, molecular function: lipid carrier activity. Gene Ontology annotation, biological process: lipid transport. The record is from RefSeq and is a predicted model, not a curated record. Lineage: Eukaryota; Metazoa; Chordata; Lepidosauria; Squamata; Colubridae.
AUGAAGGGAAUCGUCCUACUUCUUGUAGUGGCCGUUGUGGGGAACCAGAAACCCCAAACAAAAACCCAGAAUCCUGAGACUGGACCUGAGAAUGUCGACAUCAAACCAGAAUUUCCUGCCGGAAAAAGUUUGAUCUACAAUUACACCGUCUUAAUGGAAACUGGAGUUGAAGAUAAAAGUUAUGGAAGGGGUCUUCUCAAGAUACAAGCUGAUGCAAUUAUCACAACAGGUCAACCAGAGCAUAUGCUUCAGUUAAGGAACAUGAGAGUACAAGAUGCUGUUGGAUUCUACCCAGAAAGUACCUUGUCAGAAUCACGAAGGGAAUAUAAACAGAUCUUUGAAUGCCAGAGGUUUAAAGUCCUUUUCACCUACAAUGGAAAAUAUAGCUCCAUCCGUAUGCCAAAGAAUGCAGAUCCAAUUUGCAGGAAUUUUAUAAAAGGCUUCAUGAACCUGUUCAUUUUCACAUCACCACGGAACCAUAGAGAAUAUGAAGUACUGGAGGAUGGACUUGAAGGCGAGUGCAACACCAAAUAUGUUAUCAACGAGGAGAAAAAGAACAACGUCUACUUGUUUAACAGAUUCAGGGACCUGAACAACUGCAAACAAAAAAUUAUGCUGACUGUUGGGAUCCCCUACCUCCAGCUCUUCCAGCAACCCAACUGCCUCCAAAGAGAGAGAUUUGUUCUAGGUGGAACUGCCACAGUCAUCAAAGUGAAGCAUGACAGUAAAGGUGACCUGAUCACUCAAAUCAAGUCUAAACAAGUAUUAGAAUUCCGUAUAGGCGGAGAGGAUGCUACUGGAUAUACGAAAUCUGAGCAAUUGUUGGACUUGAGAGAAAUGAGACCUGAACAAGGUCAGCAGCAGCAGCAGCAGCAACAACAACAACAACAAGAAGAAGGAGAGCUUGAAGUAACCAGCAUUCGUUAUGACAUUACCAAAACUAUGCAUUAUCCUGUGCAUGAUCUCAAAGGAGAUGCUGUACAACAGGCUGAGCAACUCUUGCAAGAAUCAGUGAACUGGCAGAUGGAGGAUAAAUUGUUUUACACCAAGGUUAUACGAUUGGUCCGAAUCAUGCCACGCAUAUCAUACAAUGAUCUGAACACUCUCUGGAAUAAGUUUUCAAGAAUCCUUGUUGCUAGAAAAGUCCUUUUGAUUUCAUGUGCCCAUGCGGGUAAUUUGAUCACAGUGAAGUUUAUCAAGGACAAAGCAAUCAGUGGAGAACUGCUAUAUCCUGACCUGCUUUGGUUUAUUCCCACAACCCUCUACUUUGCCAGCCCGGAUAUUAUGAGAGCAGAGGAAAUUGCUAAAGUGACAGCAGAGUUACUUUCCAAAAUCCCUGACAGAACAUCUAUCCUUGGAAAAGCAGCUUACCUGGCAUAUGGGACUAUGGUGAACAAACUAUGUUCUACUUCUCGAACUUGUCAUCCUAAAUUGCUUGAGCCUCUCCACAACUUUCUAACUGAGGCAGUUCGGGAAAAAGACGAAAGCAAAACUGUAUUAGCUCUGAAAGCUAUUGCUAAUGCUGGUCAGAUCAUCAGCCUGAAACAAGUGAAACUCCUGUGUGAGAAUACUAAACAUCCUGAACACCUCCAGGUCAUUGCAGUUCAGGCCAUGGCGCAAAUCGGCCAGCAGGAUCCUGCAAAGGUUCAAGGUUUUCUCCUUCAGGUCUCUAUGGAUGUUUCACGAUGUGAGGCUGUCCGAACAAUGGCUUGCAUGGCCCUCCUAGACAGUGCCCCUCCUCUACCUAUAGUAAUGGCCUUGGCCAGUGCAAUGAUGCAUGAGGAGAAUAUCCAUGUUGCCAGCUUUGUGUACUCUCACAUGAUGACUAUAACAAAGAUCAGGGACCCUGCAUACUACAUCCUGGCUUCUUAUUGCUCUAUGGCCCUCAGAAUUCUGAACCCCAGGGCUGAUGAACUGACCUCCCCUUUCAACAAGGCUCUAUUUUUGCCUUUUUUCAACUCUUUCCUAACCAAUGGACUUACUGUGAAAUUCUUCAUGUCUGGUGACAAUAGAUAUCCUUCAGAUAUCACCUGGAAAACAGAUUUGACAUUUUACCAUACCAAGUUCAACCUGUUAGAGAUUGCACUGAAACUUCAAGGUAUAAAUAAAUUGUUUGAGGAAUCAGUUAGCCAGUCUGACCAAUAUGCUACAAAGCAGAAGAUCAAAGAUACCCAAGACAAGUUUCCAGCAUACCAAGAACUAACUGUCAAAGAGCCCUCCAUUGGUAUUGCAGUCAAAUUUCUAGGAAACGACAUUAUGUAUGGCUACACUUCAGAAAUGAGUCAACAUUGGAAGGCAGAAGAGUUUAGACCAGCUCUGAUCAAAGCGUCUCUAAAAAUGGCUGAAGUGGCUUUCAAACUCGUCAGCGUUCAAUUCAACCAUUACUUCGUUUUCGAUAUGGGGCAUGUUCUUCCAACAGCUCCUGGUUUACCAUUCCAAUUUAGUCUUAGUGGUGUCCUUGCAGCAGAUGUAGCCUGGAAAGCAAAAUCAGAUAUGUUUCAAGACGAUGUCACAGCACCCAAAAUACAAGCACAACUCGAUAGCAAAUUUCGUAUGCAUGGUCGGGGAAGUAUGAACUGGGGAAUUAAGACAGACCAGAUCGAUAACGGAAUAGAAAUGUCCGGCAACAUCCAUUUAGAUACUGCACUCAAAAUGAAUGUUUCACUGGACAUGCCACAAAACAGAUUUAAAGUAGAAAUUGGUAAUCUUCAGGAGAAGCGUGAUGGAUUGAUUGUAAGCCAUACAGCACAGGCUGUAGCAAGGUGCCAAAGUAUUGAGCAAACGGCCCCAGUUCUUCCCUUCCCAGUUGACAUUGAAGAAUGGGAUGAAAAAACUGGCCAAGGCAACAUCAAACAACAAUCUAAAAGCAGCCAGAAACCUCAAGAGUUUUGGAACGGUUGCUGGCGUUUAACUUGGCUCCCGAUAGACACGUGCUGGGAAACCACCAAGACAAAAGGAUACGUGGCCUACGGGAAUACACUGCUGCAUCUGUUAUGCUCACAACAUGAAAUGAGGUUUUGGUUUAAACCAGAAACUGGUUUGACUAGGAUCCUAGUGGAUGCCAACCUAGACUCUGCAAAAAUUAGGAUGAGAAGAGACCUGGCACUCGAAGAAGAACAAGUGAAAGAAGAAAAACAGGAGGGUAAUAUCAAAGUUCAGAAGAGGCCAGACCAGGAAGUUCCAAAGAGGCCAGGCCAGGAAGUUCCAAAGAGGCCAGGCCAGGAAGUUCCAAAGAGGCCAGGCCAGGAAGUUCCGAAGAAGAAAGGCCAGGAUACCAAGCGCCCAGAUGAGGACACCACCUCUUCCUCUGACUCUGUUUCCGGGAUGAAAAAGGGACAAGACAAAAAGAAAGGUGGUACCAGCAGCAGCAGCUCCACCUCCAGCAAGGACAGCAACAGCAAGGAUACCAUUGAAAGCAGCAGCAGCAGCAGCAGCAGCAGCAAGGAGAGCAGCAGUAGCCAGUCUCAACAGAGUGGAACAAAGGGUUCUUCCCAGAGCCAAUCUAGUGAAAGUUCUUCCAGCAGCAGUGACAGCAGUGAAAGCAGCAGUGACAGCAGUAGCAGUGACAGUAGUAGUAGCAGCAGUGACAGUAGCAGCAGUAGUGAUAGCAGCAGUGACAGCAGUGAAAGCAGCAGUGACAGCAGCAGCAGCGACAGCAGCAGCAGCAGCAGCGACAGAAGCAGCAGCAGUAGUGACAGUAGUAGUAGCAGCAGUGACAGUAGCAGCAGUAGUGAUAGCAGCAGUGACAGCAGUGAAAGCAGCAGCAGCAGCAGCAGCAGCAGUGACAGCAGCAGCAGCAGCAGUGACAGCAGCAGCAGUGACAGCAGCAGCAGUGACAGCAGCAGCAGCAGCAGUGACAGCAGCAGUAGCAGCAGCAGUGACAGCAGCAGUAGCAGUGACAGCAGCAGCAGCAGCAGUGACAGCAGCAGCAGUGACAGCAGCAGCAGUGACAGCAGCAGCAGCAGCAGUGACAGCAGCAGUAGCAGCAGCAGUGACAGCAGCAGUAGCAGUGACAGCAGCAGCAGCAGCAGUGACAGCAGCAGCAGCAGUGACAGCAGCAGCAGUAGCAGUGACAGCAGCAGCAGCAGCAGUGACAGCAGCAGUGACAGCAGCAGCAGCAGCAGUGACAGCAGCAGUGACAGCAGCAGCAGCAGCGACAGCAGUAGCAGCAGCAGUGACAGCAGCAGCAGCAGCAGUGACAGCAGCAGCAGUGACAGCAGUAGCAGCAGCAGUAGCAGCAGUGACAGCAGCAGCAGCAGUGACAGUAGCAGCAGCAGUGACAGUAGCAGCAGCAGUGACAGCAGCAGUGAUAGUAGUAGCAGCAGCAGCGACAGCAGCAGCAAGAGCAGCAACAGUGAGGAUAGCACCACCGAGAGCAAAAGCAGUGAAAGCAGCAGUGAGAGCAGCAGUGAGAGCAGUGAGUUUGAUGACGAUUCAGAGAAGGGAGUACCAAAAGGGAUUCAUGAAUUAUCUUUCCGAUCUGUGAAGAAACAGAAGCCAGGAAAACAAUCUGAUGAUCCUUCUGAUUCUGACUCUCAGCUGGACAACAAAAGAAAAGGAGACAUCAGUGGUGAACAAGACAUAAAAGUCUCUGAGAUGAAGGCAUACGCUUCUGUUAAUUUCCGCUACAAAUAUAUUAGUAAGCAAGAAGGUGGACAUGAUCUUGUAGUGCUCAAAAGUCCCACUGCAGUUAAAGUGACAGUGAGUGACAUCAAACGCCCAACCAAUCCAAUGGUAUGCUUCACCUACAUGGAGGUCAAUCCUCAUAAAAUAAAGACAAGUCUGAAAUUUGGACAGGAUUGCAGAGACUACAGUGUUUCACUUUACACAGAGUCUGGUUAUUUUAAUAAAAAGCCAGCUCUUCAGGCACAAUUAAAGUACCCUAAGGUUCCUGAGCCUAUUCUUUCUCUUAUAGAUGAAACUCUUGCAGUGCUCCCUGGGCUUGCCUACCUAGCAGGCUUCUCUCAUGAACUCCAAAAGAACCCUCGUCAAGAAAUUACAAUGAUUAUGGCUCUAAAACGUCCAGAUGAAUGUACCAUGGUCAUGAGAUUGCCAGAUAAUGUCCUCUACAAUGACAACUGCAGACUUCCAUAUUCAGUGCCAAUGGAUCCCAAAGCCAAAACUUCAAAAAUUGCUGAUAUUCCAAAAUUGCUUCUUGCAAGUGUGAAUGGUGUUUGUUCAGUACAUGGUAAAAGAAUUAUAACUUUCAACAAUCAAAUGAUUACACACGGAUUGCCUGACGACUGUUUCAUAAGUGUAUUGGGAGAUUGUACUUGUCACAAGAAAUUGAUAGUGUUGAUGAAAUACGAGUCCAAAAACAAUAAUAGUAUUCUAGUUGAAAUGCAUGCAGAUGGCUUAAUGUAUACCCUGAAGAUGCGUGAUAGUGAGCUCAUUCUAGAAGUAAAUGGCACUAAGUUACAGGAUGGAGCUAUCCCUCAUGCCCUGAAACUUUUGCCUAUUCAAUAUAAGAAAACACCAGCUGAAGUGGAGUUAAACAUGCCCAUGGUUGGACUGGAAGGCAUGAUAUACAGAGGAUAUGAUGUCAAGUUUAUAGUUAAUAAGGUCCUAGAAAAUUCAUGUGGUAUCUGUGGAUGGUAUGGUUUAGACGUAAAGAAGUUCCGGAAACCAAGUGGCCAUACAACUCGAGAUGAAGUAGGCUUUGUUCAGUCCUGGGUAGUCCCUGAUAAAUGUGGUGGAGACUGUAAACUGCGGCACACAACAGUGAGACACGAGAAUCCAAUCUUAAUGGGAGAAGAAAAUCCACAGUGUGUUACCAAUCUUCCUGUCACACGCUGUGGAAGGCUGCUCAGCCACCAGUACUACCAAAACCUUAGCUACCUUCCAUUGUGUGCCAGCUGGAUCAACCUUGCCUUCCGACCAGGCGGACCAUGCAUCAUAGGACGUAUGAUACAAUUUUUAAAAUCUCGCAUUCAAGCACUUGACUCGGAGGUUUCUGAAACCAAGGCAAAAUUGAAUCUGGUAGCUGCUCAGGUUUACGACCCAUGCAAACAGCCACUGUUAGCAUUUACCUCCGAUUCUGAUAUAGAGGAUGACAAUUACCUUUCACAAAAAACCUUGCUCACUGACAUGGAAGGUGCCGACCUUAAAGGGCUGGCUUCGGCCAUGCAGACUUAUGCAAUGGAAGCUAUCAAAAAUGAUUGUCUCGAGCAAUUUUAA